Molecule: messenger RNA, 1940 nt
Organism: Suillus paluster
Lineage: Eukaryota; Fungi; Basidiomycota; Agaricomycetes; Boletales; Suillaceae
Exons: 2
Coding region: 162-1940 (592 amino acids)
Source: RefSeq, a predicted model, not a curated record
GUUGUCUAAGCGCCAGUCACAUAACUCACUAUCAGUCAAGAAGUGCUUACUAAGGAAUGAGCACUGCGUCCUCGCCUCAUGCUUGCCAUCGUUUGAAUAUUAAAAUUCGACGCAUAUCCUCACCAUAAUCGCCCAUACAGUUGCCCACUACACCCAUAUAAAUGACUGAUGUGUCGGAAUACGGUGGAUCUGUGGCUGAGCAGAUCGACGAUCCCAGCGGAUCUGGAGAAACCUCCCCAGACGAGUUGAACGCGGUCGCCAGAGAGAACGCGUCGAGGGUUGAACGUAACUACAGGCGGGCUGAUUUCGCCGACGCAGCAGCCGUGUCCGACGACGAGUCACUGAUCGAGGUGCCCUCUCGAACUAGUUCUCCAGCUCCUUCUCCCCCAAGGACUCCAUCUUACGUCGAUUCAUCCCCGUCUUUGGCUACGCACCCAGCCUUGCAAAACUUUGAUAUAAUAUGCACGAUUUGCUCAUAUGUACACCACGGAACGCUUGCUCCCCUUGCAUCCACAUGCCGCAUCUUUGAGCGCCCAGCACUUGAUGUCCUUUGGAGGAAUCUGCACUCCGUGGCGCCUCUUGUCAGAUGUCUACCAAGUGACCUGUUUGGCAUUGAUCAAGGACAUAUGGCAUUACUGAACCCUCUUGAUGCCAAGAUGUGGGAUAUUCUUUGCAAAUACACGACCCGCGUGUACUCCAUCACACAAUCAGGCCGCUCGGCGGUUAUUGAGGCCCUCGGUUCGCUAAUGCUGUCUUAUCCUUCGGCAUCUGCGUCCUUGUUUCCGAACCUUCGCAAAUUAACGUGGCACGCUGAUGGAACACACUGCGCUGCAGAGUUCUUGCGCAUGGCUUUUGUACCCACACAUCUGUUUUUGGACAUGCGAAUUUCUUCAGCUUCCCCUAUCUUUCUCUCAGUCCUUUCGUCUCUCGGGACGUUGAGUCCUCACCUCCGAAUAAUGACUAUGAAAUAUCCAUCUGCAACCAACGACUCGCUUCGUAAAGCUUCACCCUUCAUUGCACAAUCUAUUUCCCAGCUCCACCAUCUCCGGAAAUUGUCUAUAUGGGACCUAGGGAACCAAGGCAUGGAGCGCCUCAUGCAGCUGCGAGCUCUGCAGACACUGUGGUUAGACUUGAAGGGGGACAGACGGUCGCAUUUGCGAGUCCCCGGCUUUCAUGAUUUGCAUUCUUUGACCCUUUGUAUCGAUAAUCUCAACCACGCCUCGGACUUCUUGAGUUCGCUUCAGGUCAUCAGAAGCAAAGGCAUGACGCUCCGCUUCACCGCCGCUCAUCCCUCCGCAAGUGCAUCUACGACGCUGUCCCAGUUCUUCGCUGUCCUCCAAGAGACAUGCGAUCACGACAAUCUUGAGUCCUUCGCUCUCGUUGGAUAUUGGGGACAAGUUCACACAAAACCGGGUGACUUCACGCCAUUGCAUGCGUGCCGUAAUUUAACUCGACUGCUCGUUGAGAACGGCUGUAAUAUUUCCAUGGCUGAUGAGGAGCUCUGCACGCUGGUGGGAGCCUGGCCCAAGCUUGAAGUGCUCGCCAUCAGCCGCUUUGUCGCCAUAAACGACACCACAAUGCCUACAUUCCGCGGGCUAAUCAGUUUACUUCGGCUCUGCCCCGCUCUGACUUCGCUAACUUUAGUCAUCGAUGCAACCAACCUGCAAGGCAUCGAUUUCCACACCCCCGGCGGUGGAAUCUGCAACAACCAUCUCGAAAGCCUCAUCCUCAGCAAUUCACCCAUCAGCUCCCCGCUAGACGUAGCUCUCUUCCUCAGCGGCCUCUUCCCGUACUUGGAGUGCGUUGAACUUGAUUGUUGGGAUUCUGCCCCAAAGAAUUUGUUACACCAGAAGCAGUCAGCGAUUAAACAAUGGGAGGCAGUCAACCUCUUUCUUUGUAGCUUCACCAUCGUAAGAGAGCGAUGGAUGGAAGCAUUAUGA